Molecule: messenger RNA, 3111 nt
Organism: Cucumis melo (muskmelon)
Lineage: Eukaryota; Viridiplantae; Streptophyta; Magnoliopsida; Cucurbitales; Cucurbitaceae
Exons: 10
Coding region: 89-2890 (933 amino acids)
Biological process (GO): triglyceride biosynthetic process
Cellular component (GO): plasma membrane
Molecular function (GO): long-chain-alcohol O-fatty-acyltransferase activity; diacylglycerol O-acyltransferase activity
Source: RefSeq, a predicted model, not a curated record
UUACCUUUUAUAUAUAUAUAUAUAUUAUUGAAAGUUAUGGUCGCUAAAAUAAAGGGUUGAUAAUUAUUGAAGAAGGGGGAUUUGGGAAAUGGAAGAAGAGGAUGAGUUGCUAGAGCCAGUGAGCCCUACUGCUCAAUGCUUCAAUACAUCUGCAUUGUCUAUUUCUGUUAUUGCUGUUGUGGAAUUUGAAAUUCCCAUUGAUGAAGCCAAAAUUAUGUGUUAUGCUAAGGAUUUUAUUCCUCUUAACCCCUUGUUUAGUUCUAUUAUGGUAAAUGAUAUAAAUGGAGAGAGGAAGUGGAAGAAAGUUGAAGUGAAAGUUGAAGAGCAAAUUGUUGUAGCUACUCCACCUUCAAAUUUGUCAAUUGAGCUCAACAAUGUAUAUUUCAAUGAAUAUAUAACCAAAUUGAGUGUAAAAGAGUUUGCCCAAAACAAACCAUUGUGGGAAAUUCAUAUACUAAAUUGUCCAACAAGUGAUGCAGCUGCUAAUUUAGUUCUCAAGUUUCAUCAUUCACUUGGAGAUGGGUAUUCUGUGAUGGGUCUUCUUCUUUCAAGCAUGAAAAGAGCAGAUAAUCCUUCUCUUCCUUUAACUUUUCCUUUUACUGGGAAAAUAAUUAAUUCAAACAAAUUCGGUCAAAUUUCAAGUGGUGUUUCUCAUUUUUUGUUGUCAUCUAUAAAUACUGUGUUGGAUUUUGGAUUGAGCUUAAUUAAAAGCAGUGUUCUUGAAGAUGAGUUGACACCUAUAAGAUCAGGUGGUGAUGGUGUGGAGUUUAAGCCAACUGAAAUAUGGACAAUCACUUUCUCUCUUCAUCAUAUCAAACAAAUCAAAUCCAAACUUAGAGUGACGGUGAACGAUGUGGUCGUAGGAAUGUUAUUUUUAGGAAUUCGAUUAUACAUGGAAGAGACUCGUCCGGAGUCGACCAAAUCCAACUCAACAGCAUUGGUUUUACUCAACACAAGGAUGUUUAGAACUUACAAAUGUAUGGAAGAUAUGUUGAAUCCCAAUUCAAAUACCCCAUGGGGGAAUCGGUUUGCGUUCUUGCAUAUUGACAUUCCCAAACUCACUGAUUUUAAUCUUUCAAAUCCACUCCAAUUGGUCGAAGCCGCACAAAAAUUGAUCAAGAGGAAGAAAGACUCUUCUGCUGUUUUCCUUGUUGACAAGCUAAUGCAGAUGAUACACAAGUUCAGGGGCUCAGAGGUAGCUUCCAAAUAUGUGUACAAGACGAUAAAGAACUCAAGCUUAAGCAUAUCAAAUUUGAUCGGGCCAAAGGAGAAGAUGGCUUUGACUGGUCACCCGGCAAAAGGAAUGUACUUUACCGUCGUUGGUAUACCUCAGAGUUUGAAGAUAUCGGUUAUAAGCUAUAUGGAAAAUUUGAGAAUUGCUUUUGGAGGUGAGAAAGAAUUCAUAGAUCAAGAGAAACUCACAUCUUGUAUGAAAAAGGCUUUUGACUAUAUACACAAGGCUUCCAUAGACGUUUCCAUUGGAUCUUUUCUGUUCUACUUUUGGCAUAAUAUGGAGUUUAAGAAAGAAGAAGAAGAAGAAGAUGAUGAGUUGUUAGAGCCAGUGAGCCCUACUGCUCAAUGCUUCAACUCAUCUUCAUUGUCUAUUUCUGUCAUUGUUGUGUUGGAAUUUGAAAUUCCUAUUGAUGAAGCUAAAAUUAUGUGUUAUGCUAAGGAUCUCAUUCCUCUCAACCCCUUGUUUAGUUCUAUUAUGGUGGAGGAUAGAAACGGAGAGAGAAAAUGGAAGAAAGUUGAAGUGAAUCUUGAAGAACAUAUCUUAGUGCCAACUUUCCCCUCAAGUUUGUCAGUAGUUGAUGAUGAUAACAUCAAUAAUUAUGAUGCAUAUUUCAAUAAAUAUAUUACAAAUUUGGGUGCCCAAGAGUUAGCCAAAAACAAACCCUUGUGGGAAAUUCAUAUCAUAAAGUAUCCAACAAGUAAUGCAGCUGCUAAUUUAAUUCUCAAGUUUCACCAUUCACUUGGAGAUGGCUAUUCUAUGAUGGGCCUUCUUAUUUCAAGCAUGAAAAGGGCAGAUAACCCUUCUCUUCCCUUAACUUUUCCUUCAAGGAAAAUUAAUUCAGAUGAUCAUAAUUAUAAUAAAAAUUCAAGGCAUCAUGUUCUAAAUUGUGUGCCUCAAUUUUUGUUGUCAUCUAUGAAUAGUGUUUUAGAUUUUGGAUGGAGCAUUAUCAAAAGCAGUGUUCUUGAAGAUGAUCUGACACCUAUAAGAUCUGGUGGUGAUGGUGUGGAGUUUAGGCCAGUCGAAAUAUGUACAAUCUCAUUCUCUCUUCAUCAAAUCAAACAAAUCAAAUCCAAACUUAGAGUGACAAUCAAUGAUGUAAUCUCAGGAAUAGUAUUUAUGGGAAUUCGAUUAUACAUGCAUGAGACUUGUCCCGACUCAACCCAAUCCAACGUAACAACAAUUGUUUUACUCAACACAAGGAUGUUUGGAGAUUACAAGUCCAUAGAAGAUAUGUUAAAACCCAAUUCAAAUGCCCCAUGGGGGAAUCGCAUUGCCCUGCUGCUUAUUGACAUUCCCAAACUCACUGAUUACGAGCUUUCAAACCCAAUCCAAUUCAUCAAAGCCGCACAAAAAUUGAUCAAGAGGAAGAGAUAUUCUUAUGCUAUUUUUCUCCUUGACAAGCUCAUGGAGAUGGUGCAAAAACUUAAAGGCCCAGAGGCAGCAGCCAAAUGUGUGUACAAGAUGGCCAGAAAUUCAAGCUUAAGCAUAUCAAAUAUGAUCGGACCAAAGGAGAAGAUGGCUCUGCUUGGCCACCCGGCAAAAGGAAUCUACUUCACCAUUUUUGGUAUACCUCGGGACGUUGACAUAGACAUGAACGAGUUUGAUGAUAACAGUGGUAAGUUACAUGGAAGAUUUGAGGAUUGCUUUUGGGAGUGAGAAAGAAUUUAUAGAUCAAGAGAAACUCACAUCUUGUAUGAAAAAAGCUUUCGAGCAUAUGUAUAAGGCAGCUUCCGUUGAUGUUUCCAUUUAAAAAUUGUAUUUCAAUCCAACAUUGAGGGAAUCGUUAUGAAUACAGUACAAAAAAGCAAAACUAUUUACAAAAUUAUAGCAAAAAAAUUUAAAUAAACUAAAGAGAGUUCGAUGAGUUAUUAUUAUUA